ACAUUUUGAUCAGUCUUGAACUUAUAUCAUUUAAAUAGAGCAUACCUAUGUUCAUAAAUAAUAAUAAAUAGUCAAUUUACAAUUCGAAUUAAUUUAUUGCUCAUUGUCGGAUGUGAAUAUUUACCGAGUUAAAUACCGCAAUAAAUUCUACAUUUUCUUGUGUAUUUUAAGUGGAUUAUAAUUAUUAUAAACACAAUGUUUAUAUAUAUUAUUUUCUUUGGAAACCGUCCCACAGUUGCCUCAUAGACUCCACUCUGUUACACAAUUGAGCAAAUAACAUUAUUAGUCUAAUGACAAGAGAACUCUUGGCUACGUUACAGCUGCACAAAUUGGUCGAUCACAGGUUAAGUUACGCUUUAUACGGUCGUUCAGUAUAUAUGUAGAACUAUAUCACAAUGACUUCCUCAGUGUUUCGGAAGGAACGCUAAAUUGUGGGUCCCGGCUGUUAUUCAUCUUUGACAGUCGGGUAGUUAGAAGCGAGAAAGUCAUACAGCCAGUCUCACCAGCAGGCAUCGUGUUACCUAGGUAUCUAAGUUGCGGAGGUCAGAUAGGCAUUCGCUCCUUAUAAAACACUAGCACUAAGCUGCACCCGGUUAGAAGCUAGAAUGAUGAUGAAUUCAUUGCACACCUAAUCCUAGGCACCCUGCAAAGUCAGUUUGCCUGAGAAUCGCCCAAGGUUUUCAACAGAUAUCUUAAAUAUCUUCAAUAGAUGUCUCAACAACACUUUGGCGUUGAAUAAAUUAAACGCUGUAUAUACAACCACACUCUUCGGUGUUUACAGUAAUGGUUAGGUCCCCUUUUAGAGGUUUUUAGACCUGUACCAUCUUUAAACGGCUGUACAGUACCAAUGCGCUCUUAGAGCACGAAUUUUGCAAGUAAAAUGAUUAAAUUAAAAGGACAGUCUGAAUUCUUCUUUUGUUUGUAGUAAAUCUAUAACUUACAAUAUAACGCUGAUGCAUGAACUUCCAAUGACCUAAAAAACGUAGUGACGUACCUAAACGUGAUAGAUUUACAAACAUCCUCCUUUCGAAGCAUUACCCAGCCAUUAGAGUUCCGUAGUAAAAUAGUUAAGCGAAAACCUUUUUAGUUUUAUGUUUUUAGAUUAUCCGAUGCACAACUUUCCUUUUGAAACUUCGUUAAAAAACGUUCUGGUAAAAGCAAAUCUUCAAAAUUCCAACACAAACUUUUCUGCUGCGCUCAGUAUAUUUUUUGUCUUAUUUUAGCAAUUUUUUUAAAGAUUAAAGUCUUCUACGAAUAUUACCUACAGGUAUGUUGAACUUGUAAGCCUAUAUCAACAAAGCAAAUACAAAUACAACUUAACCAUUAGUUACUAUGUCAUAAUAUACGUUCAAGUUCAAAUAAACAUAAAACAAGAAUUUCAAGAAGCUUUGUUGAUUGCUCAAGGUCAAUCAUAAUGUUCAACUCGUGAGUUUAUAAGAAACGCUUAAAUAAAUCGCUUUAAUGAAGACAAAAUAUGUUAUUAAUAGCUAGAUGUAUAUUGAAGUUCUUAUAUUUCGGCUCUAGGAAAUAACGAAAAUAUCACUGCUCCACACCUUUUUCUGAAAAAGUAUUUAAGAAUUUUGUUCUUCGAAAGCUUUAUCACGUUUUUGCUCAUUUUUCCAUCGGAAAGUACGAGUAGACUUUUUAUAAAUAGUCUCAUUCUUCUCGAAAAUGUGACGUAGGAUCUCCUACAAAUUUAAAAUACCGAAAAAAUUCUUCCUCUUUCCUGCACUGCCUUUAUCUAGCCCUUAGGUUUGAAACUUAAUGCCUUUGCCUACUCAUCCGGGGAACAACAAACCCGUAUUGUUCUGCACCUACUAGUAGAUUUGUAUAAUGCAUUUGUACUUCUUUGAGUUGUCUUUAUGUGUCUUCACGUUUAGGCAAACUGCCAAAAGGAUAACAACUCUUUGUUGAAGGAGCAAGCUUAUUGCGAAUACCACACAAUUUUUCGUAAAACGUGAAUUCCAAUAAAAUGGUUCAGGUACGGCUUGUUCCAGUAAAAAGUUAUUCGGGCGUCUGUUCUAAUAGAAAUAUUUUUAUGUAACUAUCCGCCUCAAUAUCGCGAAAGUAAAAGCGAAAUCAAAAGCAUCACAAGAAAAAAAAAACUUCAAAACCUAAUCAAACAACAAAUAAAAAUUGUUUAAGUGUAAUAAGAAAAAUAAAUAGUUUCCAACGUUGUUGUGAGCAAUUGAGCAUUUCCCCGGAGUUUUCCAAUCGCUUUCAAUUUGUUACCUGCGCCGCUUAGAGGCUGAAUGGACGUUGCUUUAGUCCAUGUUAGUCUUGACCGAGCUACCGUGUAGGUGACCCGUGUUCGCUUGCGCGCGCAUUCCCGCGCUUUCCGUCAUAAAUAACCGCGUAAAAUUAUUUAUUGGAUUUUCUCUUCUGUAAUAUUGAAAGUUGAUAGAAUUUGUUCAUUUUCGUGCGUGGUGUAUUGAUUUAUUGUUUUAAUUUUACACGAUGGAGGUAGGAGUCCAGCUGGUGGGCAUAAUACUUCGUCUGCUCAACUUCCUUCUGGGGCCCAUAUUCUGGUUCUACGGGCGCAGCAAUCGACGAGUACCGCCGGUCACCAACCCCAUACUGCUGAAGAGCGCGUGUGAGCUAGCUGCCGCUGUCAGGAAUGGAGAAAUAACAAGUGAGGAGCUCGUGACGGUAUACAUCAACCGCGUCAAAGAAGUUAACCCUUAUCUAAAUGCUGUGGUGGACGAACGGUACAGGGCUGCCCUCGACGACGCCAGGGCGGUUGACAGGGAGAUAGAGGAAGCUAAAAAGAAUAACACCUUCGACCAACUGGUCAAGGAUAAGCCUCUGCUCGGUGUGCCCUUCACCGUCAAGGAGAGCUGUUCACUAAUUGGCCUAUCGAACUCAGUGGGAUGUCUAGAAAACGCUGGACGGCGAGCCACCGCGGACGGCAAAGUGGUGAGCCUCGUGAAGAAGGCAGGAGCCAUCCCGCUGCUGGUGUCCAACACGCCGGAGCUGUGCCUCGGCUGGGAGACCACCAACAUGCUGCGGGGGCGCACCAACAACCCUUACUGCUUGAGCAGGACGCCCGGGGGCUCGUCUGGAGGAGAGGCGGCGCUGCUGGCGAGCGGGGCGUCCGCGCUGAGCGUGGCGUCCGACAUCGCGGGCUCCAUCCGCCUGCCCGCCGCCUUCUGCGGGGUGUUCGGACACAAGCCCACGCCCGGUAUCAUAUCGAUAGAAGGUCACAUCCCGACUCUGAGCGAUGAGAAUUUCCCCAAGUUCCUCACAGUAGGCCCGAUGACGCGCAAGGCGGAAGACUUGCCGCUGCUCAUGAAUAUUAUGGCCGGGGACAAUAAGGGCUUGCUGAACCUUGAUGAACCCGUUGAUCUGAAGAAAAUUAAGGUCCAUUACAUGUAUAAAGCAGCGGACUCUAUUGCGCUUCUGAAAGUCGAGAACUGUAUAACCGAGGCCAUACGUAAAGCGGUGAAAUACUUAGAGACGGAAUGUGGAAGCACAGUCAGCGAGGAAAAAUUCAAAGAUUUAGAAGACUCAGUCGAAAUAUCAGUCUCCGCAUUUUUUUCGAUGAAAGAUAUUCCGAAUCUGUUGCAAGAUCCCGCCAACCCGAAGCGUGAUAAAAGCCUAUUUGUGGAGUUUAUAAAAUAUUUCUUCGGUGGCGGAUCGCGGUCACUACAAGGACUGAGUUUCUCUCUCAUCAACAGAAGUCGCUUGUUCAUUCCCGAUUCACGGAUAAGCUAUUAUAAUGAGAAAGCUAACGCAUUACGUGAACAGAUGCAGCGCGUGCUGGGGCGCUCGGGCGUGCUGCUGUACCCGGUGUGCAGCGGCGCGGCGCACGCGCACCACGCGGUGUUCACGCGCGCGGCGGGCGCGCUGUACUCCAUGCUGUUCAACAUCGUGGGCGCGCCCGCCACCGCCGUGCCGCUGCCCGCGCACCACGGCCUGCCCGUCGCCCUGCAGGUGAUAGCUGCACCAAAUCAAGACAGACUGUGUUUAGCCGUAGCCAAGCAGCUCGAGAUCGGCUUCGGGGGAUGGAAGCCGCCCCAAUAAACUAUAAACCUAAGUGAAAACAUACCAAAUACGCUAAUAACUUAAACAAACCACAUGUAUGGCGUGGUUUAUCUUUUUUACACAAAUUUAAUAUAGGAACGUAAUUUCAUAUUACUUUAUUCUAUUUUGUACGUAUGUAUGUCAUAGAUGUAAAUUACUCGUAUUAUCAACAAUCGGGUACUUGACUAUUUUUAAAUUGUUGUGUGUAUUUCGAUGUAUACAUAAAAAUAUAAGAAUUGUAAAGUCGCGUCCGCAAUACAGAAAACACGUAGCUAAACUAAAUUCUGACGUCAAAAUAUCAGUUUUGUACGAUAAAUACUAAUACAGCACACUUAAAAGAUGAUUAAUGACAUUUAAGCUACGCCACUAUUUAUUUAACAGUAAAAAAUACUUAAGUAAUCAACAAUUGAUGCUUGUUUAGUCGACAAAACUGCAGGACAAUUUUACAAAAGAAAAAAUUGAGCUGGCAAUACUGUAACUGUCAAAUUAAAAACUGCUGCGUGACGUUUGAUUGCGAGCGCGGCUUUAUCGCCACAGAUUAAAAACAACAAGUACUUUUCCUAAUCGAUAGGAUCUUGACUAUAUGUGUAUAAUAAGAUUAAGGAUAUGGUCUUUUCAAAUUUUCGAUGUAAUAUUUUUUACACUUCGGGGAAUUUACUUAAUAAAAAAUAGCCGAGCACCCAAUUGCUUUAGGAAUCAUUGAUGAUUAUUUUUGGAAAAAUAAAUGUUGCCUUACGUGUAUUUUGUUAUUUUUUAUGUCUGAAAUAGAUGUCUGUACACUUUUAUUUUAUAAUAUUUAUAUGUAACACUUUUUCAAGCUAUUGUUAUAUCUUCAAAUUAUCUAGUGACGUAAUGUUAUUACCUACAUGAUAAUUAAAGCAUUGUAUGCUUAAUUAAAUAUAGAUGUUAAGUCUACAUUAUACCAAUGAUAAACGAGGUUAUGGAUUUAUAUCAUUUUUUUUUGUGAUGGGUGCUUUACAUAAUUCCGUAUAUUUCCAUAAAAAUAAUUAUUUCUUUUUUAAGUUUUUGAUUCCUUUUUAAGUGCUGUGAAUGUAAUAUUUAGUUUCAAACUAAAUAUUAGGAACAUAAUUCUUGUAGAUUUAAGUUGUCCAUCUAAUUUAUGCACUGUUUAUAACAUAAUUGGCUAAUAUAGUGAGACAAAUAAAUGAAGUGGUGCAACACA
Molecule: messenger RNA, 5206 nt
Organism: Trichoplusia ni (cabbage looper)
Lineage: Eukaryota; Metazoa; Arthropoda; Insecta; Lepidoptera; Noctuidae
Product: fatty-acid amide hydrolase 2-A-like
Exons: 11
Coding region: 2458-4023 (521 amino acids)
Source: RefSeq, a predicted model, not a curated record